UGUGGCUUGUGGUGUUGUGAAUUUGAUUUUUCAGUGGCCCAGAAAGACGCAAAGAUAGACGCGGUGUGGGGUUGGGCAUCUGCCCCGCUGCGCUUAGCAGCGAAUCGUAUGGGUGACCCGUUGUUGCCGGGUGCUAAUGGCGGUGCGGGCGCUACAGCCGGUGCUGGUGGCGUUGAUCGUCCACAAUCACCGGCUCGUAUGGCCCACACCUCCGACAAACACCCCAAGGUUACCCUAUCCGAAUUGAAUAUGCUGCGGCGGCAUCGUGAACUUUGCGAUGUUGUCCUCAAUGUUGGUGGCCGGAAAAUAUUUGCCCAUCGUGUUAUAUUGUCGGCAUGUUCACCAUAUUUUCGUGCCAUGUUCACCGGCGAAUUAGAGGAAUCUCGACAAACUGAAGUCACAAUACGUGAUAUCGACGAAAAUGCCAUGGAACUACUGAUCGAUUUCUGUUAUACCGCCCAUAUUGUUGUCGAAGAAUCGAAUGUUCAGACAUUGCUGCCGGCAGCUUGUUUGCUACAGCUAGUCGAAAUUCAGGAUAUAUGCUGUGAAUUUUUGAAACGACAAUUGGAUCCGACAAAUUGUUUGGGUAUACGAGCCUUUGCCGAUACACAUUCGUGUCGUGAACUGUUGCGCAUUGCCGAUAAAUUCACACAGCAUAAUUUUCAAGAGGUCAUGGAGAGUGAAGAAUUCCUAUUGUUGCCCGUGGGGCAAUUGGUCGAUAUUAUAUGCAGCGAUGAAUUGAAUGUGCGAUCGGAGGAGCAGGUAUUUAAUGCCGUUAUGUCAUGGCUUAAAUAUAAUAUUGCCGAUCGGAGACAACAUUUAGCUCAGGUCCUACAACAUGUCCGUCUUCCAUUAUUGUCACCGAAAUUUCUGGUCGGUACCGUUGGCUCUGACCUGCUGGUCCGCUCCGACGAGGCUUGCCGUGAUUUAGUCGACGAGGCCAAAAAUUAUCUCCUGCUUCCACAAGAACGUCCCCUAAUGCAGGGACCACGUACCCGUCCCCGUAAACCCACCCGCCGUGGCGAAGUUCUCUUUGCCGUUGGCGGUUGGUGUUCUGGCGAUGCCAUAGCCUCGGUGGAACGUUUUGAUCCUCAAACAAAUGACUGGAAAAUGGUGGCACCCAUGAGUAAGAGACGUUGUGGUGUUGGUGUUGCCGUACUCAAUGAUUUGCUCUAUGCCGUCGGUGGCCAUGAUGGGCAAAGUUAUUUGAAUAGCAUUGAACGGUAUGAUCCACAAACGAAUCAAUGGUCAUGUGAUGUGGCACCGACCACAUCGUGUCGCACCAGUGUUGGUGUGGCCGUACUCGAUGGUUUCCUAUAUGCUGUCGGUGGACAAGAUGGUGUACAGUGUUUGAAUCAUGUUGAACGUUAUGAUCCCAAAGAGAAUAAAUGGUCGAAGGUGGCUCCCAUGACUACACGCCGUUUGGGCGUUGCUGUUGCCGUUUUAGGUGGUUAUUUAUAUGCCAUUGGUGGUUCGGAUGGCCAGUGUCCUUUGAAUACCGUUGAACGUUAUGAUCCAAGACAAAACAAAUGGGUUGCUGUCAGUCCCAUGUCAACACGUCGCAAACAUUUAGGCUGUGCCGUUUUCAAUAAUUACAUUUAUGCCGUUGGUGGCCGUGAUGAUUGCAUGGAAUUGUCAUCGGCCGAACGUUAUAAUCCCCACACGAAUACAUGGAGUCCAAUUGUGGCAAUGACAUCGCGACGCAGUGGUGUCGGCUUAGCCGUCGUCAAUGGUCAACUAUAUGCUGUUGGCGGUUUUGAUGGUUCCGCCUAUUUGAAAACCAUUGAAGUUUACGAUACAGAGACAAAUCAAUGGCGCCUAUGUGGCUGCAUGAAUUAUCGCCGUUUGGGCGGUGGUGUUGGUGUCAUGAGAGCACCACAAACUGAAAAUUAUAUGUGGAUACGCAAAGACUCUGUUGUAUGAUUGGGAAUGGAUAGUAGUAGUACGA
Messenger RNA from Musca vetustissima, 1948 nucleotides. It is a transcript of the gene dbo, whose product is annotated as kelch-like protein diablo. The coding region runs from base 109 to 1923 and encodes 604 amino acids. The record is from RefSeq and is a predicted model, not a curated record. Gene Ontology annotation, molecular function: protein binding. Lineage: Eukaryota; Metazoa; Arthropoda; Insecta; Diptera; Muscidae. The transcript has 7 exons.